Messenger RNA from Dracunculus medinensis (Guinea worm), 1326 nucleotides. The record is from the annotation of a GenBank genome assembly. NCBI's taxonomy places the organism in Eukaryota, Metazoa, Nematoda, Chromadorea, Rhabditida, Dracunculidae.
AUGUUGUUGCAUAUCAUUGUAUUCACCUUAUUAUACUGGAAUAUAUCCAGUGAAAACCUGGUUAAAGCAAUCGAAUUAACGGUAUUGAAUCCUGCAGCCACACCAAAUAUUAUAGACGCCUGGGGCUAUCCACUGCAUAGUGUAAAAGUUAAAACUGAAGAUGGAUAUAUUCUUACGAUGCAUCGGAUCCCCUAUGGCAAAGAAGAGAUGCGAAAACCAUGCAACGCACGACCAGUCGUAUUUCUUCAACAUGGACUUGAGGCUACCAGUUCGAAUUUCGUUACGAACCUUCCAAAUAAAUCUCUUGGCUUUUUACUGGCUGAUAAUGGAUUCGAUGUAUGGAUGGGCAAUGUAAGAGGAAAUCGUUAUUCUAGGGAACACGUAAAUUUAACAGCCAAUGAUAAAAGUUUCUGGAAGUUCAGUUGGUUUGAUAUGAUGAAAUAUGAUUUAACUGCGAUGAUUGAUAAGGCGCUUGAAUUAACAAAUCAAUCGCAUCUUUAUUAUAUUGGACAUUCACAAGGAACUUUGAUAAUGUUCUCGAAAUUGACCAAUGAAGCACAUUUCGCCAAUAAGAUAAGAAAAUUUUUUGCGCUGGCUCCCGUCGCAACAGUGAAACACAUCAAAGGACUUUUGGCACUUUUUGCAGAUAAUUUUUACUGGGCACUCGAGGUUUUUACGCUAAUUUCUAAUUACUGCUGGUAUCGAAAAACGAAUUUAUUAUCCAAAACUUUUCAAAAGUGGUUUGGAACGCAAGAAUUUGUCCUGAACGACACAUUAAUGGAUGUUUUUAAAAAUAAGUUUUGUGAUUCGUAUCGUCUAAAUUUGGCAUGUGUGAACUUGCUUUCCAUGAUUGCUGGCCUGGAAAGUGGCCAACUUAACGAGACACGCUUGCCAAUCUUUUUAUCAGAUUUGCCUGGUGGAACAUCAGUGAUGAAUGUAAUAAAUUGGAUACAAAUGGUUAGAAAUGGUGCAGUCCAAGCGUAUGACUGGGAAAACCCGGAAGAGAAUAUCAAACAUUAUGGACAAAAUAAUCCACCAAUAUUUGAUUUGAAAAAGGUUGAUGUUGACAUGUACCUUUAUUGGAGUCCUGCUGAUUGGUUAGCGAACCAAAAAGAUAUCGAAGAAUUUUUACUUCUCAAUUUGAACAUGACGGCAAAUUUUCAUUAUAAAAUAUCUAAUAGCAUUAGGGAUAUUUUUAAUGUGAAGCUAAAAAAAUUCAAUCACAUGGACUUCUUAUGGGGAGAACGAGCUGCUAACGAAAUUUAUAAGCCGAUCAUUGACAUAAUAAAAGGUGACAGAAUGGUCGGAAAAACUGGAAAUUCUUAA